Molecule: messenger RNA, 4485 nt
Organism: Neoarthrinium moseri
Lineage: Eukaryota; Fungi; Ascomycota; Sordariomycetes; Amphisphaeriales; Apiosporaceae
Exons: 2
Coding region: 1-4485 (1494 amino acids)
Molecular function (GO): protein binding
Source: RefSeq, a predicted model, not a curated record
AUGCCUUCCAUCAUGGAUCAACCGAAGAAGAAGGCCAAGGUGAUCCGGAACGCCUACGACAGCGAGACAUUCGAUGCCGAUGUAUCCAUCCACGUGGAUGGUCUGGUGGGCUCUGCCACCAUCUCACCCAGCGGUCGUGAUGUUGCUCUUGCAUCCCCCGAGGGUUUGGCCAUCAUCGAUCUGGACUCGCCCUACAGCCCGCCUCGAAGACUUAGCAGCCAUGGCUCUCCCUGGCUGGUGGUCGAUGUUCAGUGGUCCCCGUUCGCCGCGCGUGACUAUUGGGUGGCAUCAACGGCUAAUCACCGCUGUCUCAUUUGGAAUCUCAACCUAAGGGAAGAUGCCGCGAAUGGUGCCAUCGAACAUUCUCUGCACGGCCACAGCAGAGCCAUCACCGACAUCAAUUUCUCCGCACACCAUCCUGACUUCCUGGCCACUUGCUCCGUCGACGGCUACGUCCACAGCUGGGACCUGCGAAAACCCAGGAAGCCCGUUCUGACCUUCUGUGACUGGUACGCCGGCGCCACGCAGGUCAAGUACUGCCGCCAGGACGCAAACAUCCUUGCCUCGUCCCACGACCGCUGGCUUCAUAUCUGGGACAGGAGGAAGACGUCGAAACCCCUCAAAUCCAUCAACGCCCACACCUCCAAAAUCUACGGCCUCGACUGGAACCGUAUGAAAGCCUCCAGCGUUGCCACUUGUUCUCUGGACCGGACCAUCAAGCUGUGGGACUAUGAGGUUUCUGACGAACCCGAGCGGGUCAUCCAGACUGAUUUUCCAGUAUGGCGUGCGCGGCACUGUCCGUUCGGAUCCGGCCUCUUGGCCAUGCCGCAGAGCGAUCCCGGAAACCUAUAUCUCUACGAUUGGAAUAAGCGCGACGAUGAGCCUGCCGAUGCUGCCGUGGAGCCUGUAUCCGUAUUUCCCGGCCAUGGCAGCCACAAGGCUAAGGAGUUUCUUUGGAGAGCACGAGGCAGCGUGGUCGAUGACACAGACUUACGUGAAUUUCAGCUGGUGUCCUGGGGCGAAGAUAACGAACUGCGCUUACACAGAAUCGAACCGCAGACACUGGAGAAGGUCGGCCAUGUAAGAGGGGGAACGGCGCAGCAGAGACUCAACAUCACCAGGAUAGGCGCCACAUACAAGACUUAUCGAUCUUUUGGAGAUACAGCCUUCCGUGAGAGGAGAACGACCACCAUGAGUAGUGGGCCUCGUCCAGGAAGCGGUGAUGACCGGUACAGGCGUAGUGCGCUCACCAUUGGGAUGCAGACCAUGUCGGGUCAAUACUCCAAGACGGGUGCUGCAUCCUGGAGGAGCACUUCUAUGAAGGCAAAAACGGCGUCUAGCAGGUCGACAGACCGGAAACCGGAUCAGCUUGGCUGGAUGAAAGGAAUCACCAUGAGCAAGAAGAAGAGGCCGCCCGUGGCUCCCCCGCAGAGGAAAGAAUCAAAAGACUCAAGCAUGUUCGGGUCGACAUUUCACGAUCAUUGGGAAGAGCCAGAACCUUUGAAUGACGAGAUCCUCCGCCUCGACAACAGACUGCCUAACGUGCAAUGGGACAACGUUGACAUGAACACACUCAUCGUUGACGCCUCUUUGAAAGGCCCCUGGGGCGCCAAUGGCGAUCCCAUAUACAUCAAGGUGAAAGUGGAUGUUCCACAUCACUACCCCAAGUCCAAGGCACCGAAAUUCUUCAUUGAGAAAACAGCUUUGAUGUCUGAUCAAACGCACAAGAGGAUUGAAUCAGAGGUGAACCAAGUCGCCAGCCAGUUUGCCAAGAAGCAGCAGAACUGCCUUGAAGUAGCUUUCAGCUAUCUGCUUGGCGAGACCGAUCUUUCGAGUAGCACGUCGUUCUUUAAGAAUGUUCGAGACCUGGACGAUGAACUCGAUGCACUCGCCGAUGAUAGUUCGAGCGAGGAUGAAGAUAACGAUAUCCCUGCUGGCGGUUCGGCAAGCAUGUCUCAAGAGCUCACCGCCAGUGUCGAACUAGAUCGAGAUGCUACUCUCGCGCCCCUGAAUCGUGGCACUGUGCCACCCAUUCCCCGGACUUGUGGUGCACGUUGGUCCAAUGACGGGACGCUAGUUUGUUUCUUUCCUUCCAAGGAUGAGAGGGCCAAGGCUCUGUUAUUCGCACCUACAGAUACCUACAAAGAGAAGCCCAAGGGUGGGCCAACAUUUGCAGGAUUCGGCAGAUUACAGCAGGAUUCACCACCUCCGCGACAGAGGCUCGACGGCUCGUCAAUGGCCGAAGACCAUUCUGACACGGAAGAUGAUGACGACUCCUCGAGUUCAAGCGAUUCAGAGAAUACAUAUAUGCAUAAGAUCAGUAUGUGGUAUCUUCCAAACAAGCGCUUCAAGAAGACGUUUAGUGGGAGUUACUCUAUGCGUUCCAGCGGCGCGGGCACAGGUGUUGAUACCGGCACCGGAACCGGGACAAGCAGACGUCGUGCUGCGAAACCCAAGAACAUCGUAGCGCUGCACAACUUCACAGAGUUGUUGCCAUCCAGAAGGGAGCUAGCCGACGAAUAUCGAAUCUUUGGCGAUGGUCCAGAGGUAUGUGAGCAUAACGCUGAGGUCGCUCGAAAAUACGGACGCUCCGAUUUAGAGCAGGUCUGGAGGUAUGCGGCUCUGCUUCUGCGUAAAGAUAUCCCUUUGGAACUCUUGCAGCAAGGUCAGCGCGGUAACGCAGUCUUGUUCGUCGCCAAGGACAUUGUGUCACGAUUCAAGGGACUACGAUCCAACCACCUAGACCACACCCUUAAAGGCAGAGUGAAGUGGGGCAUGCACCCGUUGGCCAAGGACUUCAUACAAGAUCUAUUCGACUACUUUGAGAAGAAUGCUGACAUUCAGAUGUUGGCAAUGCUCUCCUGCAUUUUCAAUGAAUCUACAGCGGAAGAUGGCGUGGCAUAUGCGGAGUCUCAUCUCUCACAACCCGAGACGCCACUUCCAAUGAAGACGCCAUCAUUCUCUCUCGACUAUUUCCCGACCGACGCCUCAUUAUGGCACACGAAUGCCAAUGUCAGGAGCCAGGCCGCUUCAGCCGUCUCAACGCCUGGAGCUAGUUAUACUCCACUCCGUAUGCCAGGCUCAUGGGAUUCGACCGAUGGGUAUUGGCUCGGAGACCCUGGUUCCAACUCUUAUUCGUGUGGAGAGACGCCUCCCUCGAGAACACCUCGAGACACCCUCUCCGAAUAUGAUGCGACACAAAGUCUCUCUACAUCUCCCGAACCUCGCCUGUCACGCCGUAUCAAUGCCACAUUGACCCAGAGUUUUGCUUCCAGCUUUUCCAGACCGUUUGCAAGCACCGCAUCCACGUCGCCACCGACCCGUAAGCGGCCAAGCCCAGGGGAGAACUUCCUUGGAAAUCUGACGGCGAAUGUAACCUGGGGCAAUUCUACAUUUAUUGCACCUACUUCUGAACCUACGACGACCCGUAAUUCCAUUUCUGAUGAUGAGCUGAGGCUGGAUGACGAGCAGACACUGGUUUGCACUUCCAUCUCGGUGCACAUCGAGGACCAAUCUCAAUUCGACGACGACGGCUGGCUGACGGAACCGUUGCUUGAACCAUCCCGCGAUGCUACGUAUGAGCACUACAGACUUGCAUAUGCAGAGAUGCUGUUAAUGUGGAGCCUGCCUCUUUCCCGCCUUGAAGUCUUGAAAUUCAACGUGCUACGAGGCGAGCACGCGGUGCAUCCAGCAGCACGAGUUGGAAGUCUGGACCAAGAAAGCUUUCAUGAUUCCCAUCAUAGCAACGACAAUCUUAGUCACACUACCCUCACUUUAACUCACCCUGGCACCAAGUCUCCGAUUGUGCUAGGAAAGAAGGAGCAUCUUCAAUCUAUCAUCAACUCAAACCGGGGGCUUGAUGUCGUAGGACUGUGCCGUGUGCACGAGACACAUCUCGAUCCCAUCCAAGCCACAUAUCCCAACGCAUCCAUAGGUGGGGCUUCCGGUAUUUGCAAUCGCUGCAAACGCACGCAAUUGCAGCUCUCAUGCGUCUACUGUCGAGAACCGAUCGACGCGAUGUAUGUGCCUUGCCUUGGGUGCGGCUGUGCAAUUCACGAAGCGUGUCUGGCAGAGUGGCACUCUCAUGGCGAGACGGAAUGCCCAGCAGGCGAUGAGUGCGAUUGCGUGGAGGAAGCCUGCAACGGACAGGUCGAGACCUGGGCUGUGUUGCAAGGCGCGUUGCGUCAAGGCAAGGUCCAUCACCAGCAGCAGCCCUCCGAUGAGAGUAAUGGCCUUCUUACACCAAACCGCGAGGUAAGCGGCAUCGGUGAAAAGGGUGAAUGGGAAAGUAUUGCGAGCGGAUCACAACUUCCACUCGCUGACGAACAAGGCAAGCCAAUCAACAUUGGUGAGGGCCAACAACCUUUGAGCGCUGCGAGAAUCAGCCUUGGCAACCGACUGAAGAAAUCAGCCGGACAUUGGGGCAGCUCAGCCAGCCUCAGGAAGAAGUCCGGCAGCGUAUCUUCUGCACUCGGGAGACGAUAG